Molecule: messenger RNA, 1534 nt
Organism: Medioppia subpectinata
Lineage: Eukaryota; Metazoa; Arthropoda; Arachnida; Sarcoptiformes; Oppiidae
Source: the annotation of a GenBank genome assembly
UCUUGAAUCGGAGGACGAGAAGAGGUGCUGAGGAAGCGCCUGAAGACGUAAAGACAUGAAUAAAUUUAAAUAUAUUUUAAUAUUCGUUAUAAUAAUUGUGUUUUUAUUAUACAAAUGUUCACUGAAUUCAACCGAUUAUCACAUCUCAACGAUACCGGCGAUGACCGACCCGUUCAGAGGCGGACACAUAGAGGACACACAUAUGGACACAAACAUAACUGCACUCAACAACCAGUCGGGUGUCAGACAAUACCGGAUUCUAUUGUGGACCAAAUACUUCCAAUCGGACGACUGGUUACAUCUGGACCUCAAGUCAAUGGGCUGUCAAUUCUCUAAUUGUCUUUUCAGUGAAGACCGAUCUCUUGUGGUGUCGGCCGACGCCGUAUUCUUUCACUGGCGGGACACCAGUCCAUGGGAUUUGCCCGCAAAGAGUCCGAUGGCUGCGGCCAGAGGUCAGAAGUGGGUGCUCUACAACUGGGAACCGCCGCAAUACGCGCCAGCCUUUCGGGUGCGCCCUUUGGCCGAACACAUCGAUUGGGUGAUGAGUUAUAGACGCGAUUCAGACAUUUACGUGCCGUACGGGUCGGUCACCAAAUGUGAUACAAAGUGGCACAACGAGGAUCUCUUCGACAACAAGAGCGGUUCCGUGGCGUGGAUUGUGUCCAACUGUCAGUCGCCCGGCAAUCGCGAGACGUAUGUCAACGAUCUUCGCAAACACAUCGAUAUCGAUAUCUACGGAAUGUGUGGUCAACACGACUGCCCGCGAGACGGAACUUGUCUUUCGGCGAUCGUUAAGAAAUACAAGUUUUACCUUUCAUUCGAGAAUUCGUUAUGUAAAGACUAUGUGACAGAAAAGUUGUUUAAAAUCAUUUCAUAUGAUAUAAUUCCUGUAGUGUACGGUUCGGCCGACUAUUCGCUAAUAAUGCCAAACAAUUCGUUCAUAAAUGUAAAAGACUUUAACACUACUGAGGAUUUGGCCAAAUAUCUCAAACUGGUCUCAAGUGAUAAGCAAUUAUACAACUCGUAUAUGUUGUGGAAGAAGAGUUAUUGUCCACAAUUGACUCAUUUUAAGUAUUUCUGCCAUUUGUGCCACAAAUUGAAUGAAGACAGCGCUCGGAAGCCGACCAACCGGUGGAACCCGAUGACCCACCAAAUCAAAGACGAACCCUUGACGACCAGACAAAUGGACACAAACGAUGGCAAUGGACUCAACAACCAGUCGAAUGUCAAACAAUACCGGAUCCUAUUGUGGACCAAAUACUUCCAAUCGGACGACUGGUCACAUCUGGACCUUAAGUCAAUCGGUUGUCAAUUUCAUAAUUGUCUUCUCAGUGAAGACCGAUCUCUUGUGGUGUCGGCCGACGCCGUAUUCUUUCACUGGCGGGACACCAGUCCACUGGGUUUGCCCGCAAAGAAUGCGGCGGCUGUGACCAGUGGUCAGAAGUGGGUGCUCUUCAACUGGGAAUCGCCCGAGAAUUCGCCGGCCUAUAACGUGCGCCAUCUCUUCAAUCACAUCGAUUGGUUUAUUAAUUAU